Molecule: messenger RNA, 1598 nt
Organism: Passer domesticus (house sparrow)
Lineage: Eukaryota; Metazoa; Chordata; Aves; Passeriformes; Passeridae
Gene: SNX22
Product: sorting nexin 22
Exons: 5
Coding region: 547-1185 (212 amino acids)
Molecular function (GO): phosphatidylinositol phosphate binding
Source: RefSeq, a predicted model, not a curated record
UCCCAAGUGCUCUCCACAGGUGUGUGAGUUAGCAGCUCCCACCUCCUCUGGGAGGCUGAUGAGUGUGGUGAGGGUGAUGAGGAUGGUGAGGGUGAUAAGGAUGGUAAGGUGUUGCGGUGAAUGCUCCAAGUGUGGGGACACGAGGCUUGACUCCAUUUUUCUCUGAAGGCUGAUCUAUUAUGUUAUAUAUUAUAUUAAAAUACUACAUUAAAACUAUACUAAAGGAACAGAGAGAGAGGAAGGAUCAGAAGGCUACAAAGAACAAGAAUAAAAUAGAAUAGAAUGCAUAACAAAAUCCUGUGACUGCUCACAGCCUCGGCACAGGUGGCUGUUAUUGGUCACUAAUUGAAAACAAUCAACAUGGACCAAUGGAAGAUGCACCUGUGGCAUUCCCCAGCAGCACACAGUUAUUAUUUACAUUUCUUUCCUGAGGCUCUCAGCUCCUCAGGAUGGGAAAAAUCCUAGGAAAGGAUUUUCCAUAAAAUAUCAUGGCUGCAGUAAGGGUGCUGAGGCUGGGGCUGGUUAGAGUGGUGAGAAUGAUGAGGGAUGGUGAAGAGGAUGAGGCUGGAGCUGGUGUUCCGGGUGGAGGUGCUGUGCAAUGGCCGGCGGCACACGGUGACCAAGCGCUACAGUGAGUUCCAGGCACUGCACAAGCGGAUCAAGAAGACCUGCAAGGUCCCCGACUUCCCCCCACGCCAUGUCCCCAACUGGAUGCCCAAAGUGCUGGAGCAGCGCCGGCAGGGCCUGGAGCUCUACCUGCAGGGCGUGCUGUACCACAACGAGGAGCUGCCCCAGGACAUCCUGGACUUCCUGAAGGUGCGGCGGUGCCAGCAGAGCCCCAAGGCCAGCAGCCCCCCCAGCACCAGGCUCCUGCCGUCCCAGCGCCCCAUCGUCGGCUUCCGCUCGGAUCCCUACGUGCGGCCACACGGCGCCGGUAAGGAGCAGGGCCUCCAAAACCUCCAAGAGCCUCUUCUGGGCCCUACAAAGGUACUUCUCCUUCAGCAGGGCCCAGGAGGGAACCAGCUGUUACAGCACCCCCAUUUCCUCGCAGAGCUGCUCCCCAACACCGUCCUCAGCGGGGUCCUGCAGGGCCUCUACCUCCCCCUGAGCUGCGUCCCCGGCCUGGCAGCACCCCGAGCCUCUGGAAUGAUGAGUUCCACCCAGCACCCAGGGCUGCAGUGGUGAGAGGAAGGAUCCUUGUGGGGAAACUCACUCCUCCCUGCUGGGAGAAGCCAAAGGGAUGUUGGGAAGUGCUCUCUCACCACCAUGAAAAGUGCCUUUGUUGGCAGAGCAGGAGCUCUGCCUCCCCCCCUGCUGUUUUGGGCUUGCAGUACGAGCCUUUGGAUGCUGGAUGGUGCUGGAAAACCUCUCUGCAUCCAGGCUUUGGUGCAAUAAAUCUCCUGGAUUUGACUGACUGGAAAAGCGCUGUGCUGUGGAAUUCUGCAAAGCAAACCCAGGGCCAACUGUGGCACUGCUCCCAGCUGGAUGAGAUGAUAGAAAAGGAAGGUUGGAAGGAGGGCUGGAAGGUUGAGGGGUGCAUCUGGGUGAGGGAUGCAGUGAUCUUCACCCCUCGGAAGGCAGGAGACAGGCAGCUUUUU